This is a messenger RNA of Polistes dominula (European paper wasp), 2551 nucleotides long. Its product is annotated as zf-C3Hc3H domain-containing lethal (3) L1231. Gene Ontology annotation, cellular component: nucleus. The record is from RefSeq and is a predicted model, not a curated record. Lineage: Eukaryota; Metazoa; Arthropoda; Insecta; Hymenoptera; Vespidae.
AUGAAUUUUUAGUUAUAAAAAAAAUAAUCCUUUUUAUAUAUUAUUCAGUAUUAUUUACAAUAAUAAAAAGUGUACAUAUGCGUUUAGAGUUUUGGUAUAUGGAAUAGAAAAAUAAGUGUCGUUUUAGAUAGAAAUAAGGAAAGAAAUUUGAAUAAUCGCUAGGAAAUAAUUUGAUAAUGCGGAUAGAAUGUAUUGUAAUAAGAACGGCAAUCAAUGAAGGUCCCAACGUCAGGAAACUCAAACAUGGACAAUAAAUUGAAGUUUUCAGAUCGUUUAAAGGCUUUAUUGAAAACGGAAGCGCACCAGGAUGUUGAUCCGUAUAUUUUUAGUGAACCGGAACCAUUUGGUAGCGCAGCAUCUGGAAGAAAUUGUACAGUAGUUACUAAUAAAAGUUCUCAAGUGAUGCAAAAUUGUAAAAAGAGUAAAGGAAAAUGUGUAAAAGAGAGGACAAAAUUAACGGCCAUACCAAGUGCAGGAUAUAGAACUGUUGCAGAUAGAAGGACAGAUUUGAACGUUGAUUAUGGUAUUGGCAGAAGCAUAGAUCAAAAAUAUUCUAAUAUAGUUGAAAGUAAACGACGGCAUAUAGAAAUUUUGCAACGACUGAGGUCAAGGAGAUCAAAUCGGGACCAUACGUUGUUGUAUUAUCCUAAAGCGGGUGAAGAAAUAUCAGAUAGCGAAUCGAGUGGUGACGAAAUGACGGUUUAUCAACGCCAUUGGUUUCCAGGAGACACUAAUACAGAAUUAAAUCGUUCAGCAAGAUUAUCCCAAUUAAGAUCUCAGUUAAGACGACGUUUGAUACAGUUAAAAAGAAGUGACGCUGACUCUGAAAUAAUAUUACGUGAACGUGCAAAGUGUUUAUUGGAAGCUGCUUACAAAGAUCCAACAUCCACAGCUAAAGCUUUGGGUGAUUUGCCGGGAACUAGCAAAAUAAUAGAUGGACCACUUUUGGUUGGUGGACAAUGUGGUGCUGAAGGAUGUCAACAAAUAUCUUUACCAUGCACUCGUCAUUGUUCUCGGCACAUUAUGUUAAAUGGAGAUCAACUUUUGUUUGAACAUUGCACUGCCAAAUUUAGUGACAACACACAGUGUUGCAUUCCUGUGUUUGAUGUAGCACAUGAAUUACCGCUUUGUCCUGAACACGCCAGAAAGAGGGAUAAUUAUAAUCGUAAGGCUCAAGAAUCCAAACCAAAGAAAGCAAGGAAAAAGCCAGCAUCUCCUACAAUUCCAAGGCCUAAGCCUAAAUCAAGGCCAAAGAAGAAGAGGCGACCUCCCGCUAAUAAAUUAGAGACCAAAGGUACAUUAGCGCACGAAGAGAAUCAUUACCUGAGCCAAAUGAACUCUAGUGAAAGUCACAUCAAGACGUUGAAUAAUAUGAGCGUUACUCAAGGAAGUUCUAACUCUUCUAACUUAAACUUAGGAUUGGGUUUGAGUUCUCUCGGAUUAGGAGGAGGUCUGAAAGUCGAUAUAAGCGAUCACGAAGUAUUUGCUUCUCUUGAUCCAUCUGAACACGACUUUGGAAAUGUACUCAACACUUUACCUCCAGAUGCGUUUAAUGAUUUAUUUAUUGAAAGUAGAAAUGGUGAAUAUGAACCAUCAAGAGAGGAGGAAGAAGAAUUGGAAAGAGCGUUAGAAGCGGUUGACAAAGAUGUUCGUAAUUUAGAAAGAAUGGGACAAACACAUGGACUUUUAGAGCCAGCUUUACUAGCCCAACUUAUGUCAGACAUAGCUUCGUAGCCCCAACUACAUUAACAUUAUAACAAUAAUCAGAAAAAUUCGCGUAUGUUCCUUAUGAUGUUGAGAAAGAGAACGAAAACAAGAAUGAGAAUCAGAACGAGAAAGAGAAAGAAAAAGAGAACAAAAUUAAGAAAACAAAGAAAAGAAAGAUACUUUUCUUAUGGUGUCUGUUGCUGCUGCUGCUACUGUUGGCUGCCGCUGUUAUACAUGUUAACUCGUGACUUUCACUGACUUCUUAUCGUAUACAGUUGCACAUGUUUACAAGACAUUGGCAGGGAUCCGAUUAUACAUAAUAUAGAAUGUGAAAGAAGAGAAACGAAAAAAAAAAAAUAGUUAAAAAACUUUUACCAAUUUAGAAUGAUGAUGGACAUUAUUAGGUAACACAUGGCUAGAUUUAAAUGUCAUGUACGACGUAUAUACGUGCUUGUAAAUGUUUAAGGAAUUCCAUUAUUAUUUUCUUUUCUUCUCUUUUUUUUUUUUUUUUUAAUUAAAUAUAUAAUUAAGAAUCGUUCAUAGUAUUCAAUAGUUGUAACAUAUAUUUAUGCAGCUUGCUAUGAACGUAACACGAAAUACUAAAUUCUUUUGUUUUUAUUUUCCUUUUUUUUUUUCUAUUUAAAUCAACGAACAUUUAAUUUUGUGCUAAGAAAAAUGACUGUAGUGUAAUUCAAUGAAAUAUUUCGUUGAAAUUGAAGUUUUUCAUUUAAAAAUACUUAUGAAGAGAUAAUGCAACAAACGAAAUAUUACACUUUAAUAAUUGACACUAUCAGCAAUCAGGAUAUUCAAUAUUAUUCUAAAUAAUGCAAACGAUAAAAAAAAA